AUUCUGCAUUCCCAGCAAGCCAACUGGAGGGAGAUUGUCAACAAGAAGCUGAAGUUCCCUGUCAAUCUUGUCAAUGCCAUCCAUGAUGGAAGUCUCCUACAGGUGCAACAGCUGCUCCAGGUGGGCGAUGGAAUGCUGCGCCAAUUGGACGACACAGAAGACCGGUCAUGGCGAGAGGCCCUCAACCUGGCCAUCCGCACAGGGAACGAGGAGAUCAUGAAGACCUUGCUGCACUGUGUGAAGUUUGACUUCCGGCAGAUCCAUGAGGCCCUUCUGGUGGCAGUAGACACCAACCAACCACAUGUGGUCAAGAUGUUACUGGAUCGGCUGGACCAGGAGAAAGGGAUUAAGAUGGACAUCAAGUCCUUCUCUUUGGCCUUUUUUGACAACUCCAUUGACAACUCCCGUUUUGCCCCUGGGGUGACCCCUCUGACCUUGGCCUGUGAGAAGGAUCUGUAUGAGAUUGUUGAGAUGCUGAUGAAGAAGGGUCAUGUGAUCACAACCCCGCACAAGAUCUCCUGCGCAUGCAUGGAGUGCAGCAAUGGGCGCAAGUAUGAUCUCCUCAAAUUCUCCCUUUCCCGCAUCAACACCUACAAGGGCAUUGCCAGCAGGGCUUACCUGUCCAUUGCCAAUGAGGAUGCCAUGCUAAGUGCCUUCAAACUAAGCCGUGAGCUGAAGCGCCUUUCUAGGAAGGAACCUGAAUUUAAGCCGGAAUAUCUGAGCCUGGAGAACCUGAGCCAGGAAUUUGCUGUGGAACUUUUGGGCAUGUGCAGGAACCAGAGUGAGGUGACAGCGGUGCUGAAUGACUGUGGCGAUGACGGUGAUGAAGAAGAGUUGGACAAUCAAGCCUUCGAGGAGGGGAUCCCUAACCUUGCCCGGCUCCGUCUCGCUGUUCAUCACAACCAAAAGAGGUUUGUGGCGCACCCCAUCUGCCAGCAGGUCCUCUCCUCCAUCUGGAGUGGGAAACUUUCUGGCUGGAGGGGCAGCAACACCAUCUGGAAAAUCUUCAUCGCUUGCACCAUCUUUAUUUCUAUGCCCCUCCUGUGCAUGGUGUACUGGCUGGCACCCAAAUCCAAGGUUGGGAAAAUCUUAAAAAUCCCAGUAAUUAAGUUCCUUCUUCACUCCGCUUCUUAUCUGUGGUUCCUCAUCUUCCUCUUGCUGGAGUCGAUGAUCAUGGAGCAGAGACAUGACAUCUACGAGGGCAGGAACCAGGCCAUCUGGCAGAAUUCCUUUCACAUGAUCUGGGUGGCAGGUUUCCUAUGGCACGAGUGCAAGGAGGUCUGGAUCGAAGGGCUGCGCAGUUACUUCUUGGACUGGUGGAACUUCUUGGACAUUGUGACCAUUAGUAUGUAUCUGGCCUCCUUCUCCCUCAGGAUUCUGGUCUUUGUGAAGGGCUACCUGGCCUGCCUGGAACUCCCUGACUCCGACGUCUGUUUCUACUUCACCAAAUCAGAAAGGAAUGAGUGGAACACAGAGGACCCCCAGUUCAUUGCUGAGGUUCUUUUUGCGGUGACCAGUAUGCUCAGCUUCACUCGCCUGGCCUACAUCCUACCUGCCCACGAGACUCUGGGGACUCUACAGAUUUCUAUUGGCAAAAUGAUUGAUGAUAUGAUACGGUUCAUGUUUAUCCUGAUGAUUAUUCUCACUGCCUUUCUGUGUGGACUGAACAACAUCUACGUGAAUUACCCCGACUCCCAAACACUGGGAAACUUCAACGAGACCUUCCAGUUCCUGUUCUGGACAAUGUUCCAGAUGGUGGAGAGGACGACGGUGGACAUGAAUCACUAUGUCGUGGCUGAAUUUGUGGGUCGGGCUCUGUAUGGUCUCUUCACCAUCGUCAUGGUCAUUGUGCUGCUCAACAUGCUCAUAGCCAUGAUCACCAACUCCUUCCAGAAGAUCGAGGACGAUGCUGACGUGGAGUGGAAAUUCGCUCGCUCAAAGCUGUAUCUUUCCUACUUCAGAGAAGGUCUGACGCUCCCCGUGCCCUUCAACAUCAUCCCCACACCUAAAGCCCUCUUCUACUUCAUAAGGAGAGUGUGCAGAUUUAUAUGCUGUUACAAACCCAAGAAAAAGCAAGAGUACCCCCCAAUUGCCAGCAUUUCCAACAGAGCAGUAGGUGGAGAUAUAUUUGCUGGAGAGAGUCGGGAGUCGUACCGCCUGCAGGUGAUAAAGGCCUUGGUGCAGAGAUACAUAGACACCGCCAGGAGGGAGUUUGAGGAGAGCAGGAGGAAAGAUCUGGGCAACCGCAUCACUGAGCUGAACAAGAACGUGAUCCGCCUUCAGUCAGAAGUGAAAAACCUGAGACGUUCGGUGGUGGAUCAGGCUGGGUCUGGCACAAACAAGAGCAAUGAGAACAUGCUGAGCCAGUACAUCAUGAAGGUGAAGGACAGCUUCCAAAGCUACGACCAAGAGUCCAUCAACUCCAGUAAGGAAUCACCAGAAGUCACCGUCCACCAGAACAAUGACCGGGGCCUCGUGCCAGAGGAUGACUGUCCCCCCUACCCCGAGGAGGUCUUUACCAACAGAGUGGCCGCGAAUGGGGAAACCAAUCAUCUGCAUGAGAAUGAGGCUAUGUAGGAAUAAAUGAUCCAGUAGGUGCAUAGAGAGACUCUAGAGAGUGCAUGGACA
Molecule: messenger RNA, 2628 nt
Organism: Xenopus laevis (African clawed frog)
Lineage: Eukaryota; Metazoa; Chordata; Amphibia; Anura; Pipidae
Gene: trpc2.S
Product: short transient receptor potential channel 2-like
Exons: 12
Source: RefSeq, a predicted model, not a curated record